GUGGCUGGCGGCGGGGCCUGGGUGUCCGCCCAGUGCCCGAGGACGCAGGCUUUGGCACCGAAGCCCGGUGAUUAAGUACUCCCUCUCUCAUGCGGGACGGAGGCUAGGGCAGGGGGAAGGCAUGUGCGGGAUCUGGAUCAAGUAGAUGUUACCCGAAAACAGCCCCGUUGGCCUCUCUGAGCCUCGGUGCCCUCCGCUGUAGAAUGGGACCGGUCAUACCUGAAUUUUCGAGGCAUCAGAGGCAACUCCGCGGCUCCCGCCAACGGUCGGGGCCCCUCGGGGACCAGCCCUUCCCGGGGCUGCUGCCAAAAAACCUCAGUCGGGAGGAGUUGGUUGAUGCGCUGCGGGCAGCCGUGGUGGACCGGAAAGGACCUCUAGUGACGUUGAACAAGCCACAGGGUCUACCAGUGACAGGAAAACCAGGAGAGCUGACAUUGUUCUCAGUGCUGCCAGAGCUGAGCCAGUCCCUAGGGCUCGGGAAGCAGGAGCUUCAGGUUGUCCGAGCAUCUGGGAAGGAAAGCUCUGGGCUUGUACUCCUCUCCAGCUGUCCCCAGACAGCUAGUCGCCUCCAGAAGUUCUUCACCCAUGCACGGAGAGCCCAGAGGCCCACAGCCACCUACUGUGCUGUCACUGAUGGGAUCCCAGCUGCUUCUGAGGGGAAGAUCCAGGCCGCCCUGAAACUGGAACACAUUGAUGGGGUCAAUCUUACAGUUCCAGUGAAGGCCCCAUCCCGAAAGGACAUCCUGGAAGGUGUCAAGAAGACUCUCAGUCACUUUCGUGUGGUAGCCACAGGCUCUGGCUGUGCCCUGGUCCAGCUGCAGCCACUGACAGUGUUCUCCAGUCAACUACAGGUGCACAUGGUACUACAGCUCUGCCCUGUGCUUGGGGACCACAUGUACUCUGCCCGUGUGGGCACUGUCCUGGGCCAGCGAUUUCUGCUGCCAGCUGAGAACAAGCCCCAAAGACAGGUCCUGGAUGAAGCCCUCCUCAGAUGCCUCCACCUGACCCCUUCCCAGGCUGCCCAGCUGCCCUUGCACCUCCACCUACAUCGGCUCCUCCUCCCAGGCACCAGGGCCAGCGACACCCCCAUCGAGCUCCUGGCACCACUGCCCCCUUAUUUCUCCAGGACCCUACAGUGCCUGGGGCUCUGCUUACAAUAGUCCUCCCUCUGUUCCUGACCCCCUCACACACACUGGAAGGUGAGGGUGGGGGCUCUGCAGUCAGACAAACCUAAGAUCACAUCCUGGACAGGCCACUUGCUUGCUGUGUGGCACUGGGCAAGUAACUUUACCUCUCUAGACUUGUGAUAAAAGUUCCUACCUCAUGUUAUGGUUUUGAGGAUUUGCUAAGAAAGUAAAUGUUUAUUACGGAUCUUGCUUUCUGCUGAGU
Messenger RNA from Pongo pygmaeus (Bornean orangutan), 1389 nucleotides. It is a transcript of the gene RPUSD3, whose product is annotated as RNA pseudouridine synthase D3. Gene Ontology annotation, biological process: pseudouridine synthesis. The transcript has 9 exons. The record is from RefSeq and is a predicted model, not a curated record. Bases 204 to 1160 code for a protein of 318 amino acids. NCBI's taxonomy places the organism in Eukaryota, Metazoa, Chordata, Mammalia, Primates, Hominidae. Gene Ontology annotation, molecular function: pseudouridine synthase activity; RNA binding.